ACACAGACAUUUUGUAAAGUGGAAACGGUAGGGGCAAGAUCUGCCACGACUCCAUUUUAACUGGUCGCCGCAGCCUCCGCACGGCGCUGCCGCUUCUUCCCUGCGAUCUCUCUCCCGCUCUCUUCUCCCCACCACUGACCACCAAUUCGUCUCCGUCGCCGGCCGCCAUGGCUCCGGGCCUCUACACCGACAUCGGGAAGAAGACCAGAGAUCUGCUCUACAGGGACUACUGCACGCACCAGAAGUUCACCCUCACCACAUGCACCCCCGAGGGCGUCGCAAUCACAGCUGCAGGGACUAGGAAAAACGAGUCAAUCUUUGGCGAGCUUCAGACCCAGCUUAAGAACAAGAACUUGACAGUUGAUAUCAAAGCAAACUCAGAGUCAGAUCUUCUGACAACAUUCACAGUUGAUGAGUUUGCAACUCCAGGGCUCAAAUCAAUUCUCAGCUUGGUUGUUCCAGACCAGAGGUCAGGGAAGCUUGAACUCCAGUAUCUCCAUGAAUUCGCCAGUGUGAAUGCAAGUGUUGGGCUGAACCCCAGCCCUAUGGUUAACCUUUCUGGUGUAUUCGGAAGCAAAGAACUAUCAGUUGGUGUUGACGUUUCAUUUGACACGGCAACUAGCAAUUUCACUAAGUACAAUGCUGCUUUAAGCCUCGCAUAUCCGGAUCUUAUUGCUUCACUCCACCUGAACAAUCAUGGUGACACCUUGACUGCGUCUUACUACCACUUAGUAAAGUCACAUUCAAGCACUGCUGUUGGAGCAGAGCUGUCCCACAACUUCCCAAGGAACGAGAGCACAUUGAUAUUUGGAUCGCAGCACUCAUUGGACCCGCACACCAGUGUGAAGGCACGCUUCAACAAUUAUGGCAUGGCCAGUGCCCUUGUCCAGCAUGAAUGGCGACCAAAGUCACUCGUCACCAUCUCCGGCGAGGUUGACACCAAGGCAAUUGAGAAGAGCACAAAAGUUGGUUUGUCAUUGGUGCUAAAGCCUUGAGAUGCAUGGCUGGGACCAAUGUUUUGGAAAGAAAAACAGUUCUGCUGGAUUGGAAUAACAUGGCCCCAGGCCAUCUCUUGGUGCAUUCAUUUUGAUCUUGAAUUCCUCCUUUGUCCACAUAAUCUGUUUCCUAGGCAAAUGUUAGCCUUGACGAGCUCAUUGUUUUGAUUUGAUGAGCAGCGCCUGUCAAUAAUUUCUGGUGAUUAAGAUCUAUUGUGAAUCUUGUAAAAUGUGACUGAUUGACGGUUACGGACAAGUGUGUUCAUUCA
Molecule: messenger RNA, 1264 nt
Organism: Hordeum vulgare subsp. vulgare (domesticated barley)
Lineage: Eukaryota; Viridiplantae; Streptophyta; Magnoliopsida; Poales; Poaceae
Product: mitochondrial outer membrane protein porin 3
Exons: 6
Coding region: 168-995 (275 amino acids)
Biological process (GO): monoatomic anion transmembrane transport
Cellular component (GO): mitochondrial outer membrane
Molecular function (GO): voltage-gated monoatomic anion channel activity
Source: RefSeq, a predicted model, not a curated record